UACAGCCUAUAUAUAUACAACGAUUAAGCGGAUAGAAAGAAGCUAUAGAAAGAUUCCAGUGUUGUGAACUUGCAGCCUUCAUGUGUCACGUGAUCUCGUGCAAGUCCUCGUUGGAGAUCAAAAUACGUUCAUGUGUCGCGGAGACCACUCUCUCAGGUCGCGAGUUUCUUCGUACAUCGAUGUCCAGUCUCUCUACCGAACUGAGCAGGUGGUGCAACUGUAUCAAGUUCUGAGACUUUAAACUCAAAUAUGGGAUCUGAAGCCCCAAACACUACUGUGGCACUCCCCUGUCCCGAUGAUGUUCCUUUCUCAGAGACCUACUUCGCCGAAAUGUCUACCGGGGAAGUGGCGGCACUUGCAGUUGGUGCAGUGGUUACUGUAGCUAAUGUCAUCCUGUUUCUGGAAAGCACCUGGUUUAUAGUCCAACACUUCUUCGAAAAGAAAACAAAGGUUCUGUCCAUAUGGAUGAUUUGCCUACCAACAGUGUUUGCAGUGACAGCCCUGAUAGCUGUGUGUAUACCGCGAUCCGCCUUGCUGUCGGAUCUGGUGGCGGCCAUCUACCUGUCCCGCUGUAUCCAGAUGUUCCUCUUUCUGCUGAUCCACUACCAUGGAGGGGAGCAAGCUCUCAUCGAUCACAUGUCAGGGGAGACAAUAAACCUGCGCAGCCCUCCCGUGGCUUGCUGCUGCGUCUGCUGUCCCAAGAUAGCUGUCAAUGAGAAGAACCUCUUCAGAAUCAAGAUGUCUGUUUUACAAUUUGCCAUAGCUAGACCUAUCUUGGUGUUUCUGGCUGCUGUGUUGUGGACUGAUGGCAAAUAUGUGAAGGGAAAGAUGAGGCCAAACCAGGCCUCCUUGUACAUAAGUGUGUUGACUGGUGUGUCGACACUUGUAGCCAUGUACGGCUUGAUCCUUGUAUUCAGAGCGUCCAGGAAACACCUAAAGGUGUUCAACAUUGUCCCAAAGUUCAUCUGCAUGCAGCUGGUGCUUGUCGUCAGUGGCCUGCAGGGUGUUGUCUUCAAUACUUUGGCUAACAACAAUCUUCCUCCUUGUACACAAGUGCUGUCUUCUGCUGCACGAGGCAAUGUUUGGAACCAUCUGAUUAUCAUUGUGGAAAUGUUCUUGCUAGCGCUGCUUGCUCGGCGCUUUUAUCGCAGGAUAGAUGGAUCACUGAUCAUCGCAGAUGUUGACGUUAUGUGCCCAGAGGACAAAGACAAAGCACAGAAGAACGAGAAUUCUUCCUUGAACAAUGAAACCAACAUAUCGAAAUACACCAGCAGUGGAAAGGAAUUGGAGGAAAGCAUUCAUUACAUGUAGACGUUGAUGGGUGUGAACACAGGAACCGAUACAUUUCAGACUGAUGGCAAGAGCGAACUGGGAUGCAGGAUACAGAAGAGUGUUUCACAAAAUGCGUAUAGUAACUACUUUAACUUAAGACUCAAACAGUCAUAGCGCAAGGAUCGCUUUGUGAAACGGUCCAGGGCUAUGGAACUUGUUGGCUUUGGGAUUCACAGUCACUA
Messenger RNA from Haliotis rufescens (red abalone), 1514 nucleotides. RefSeq names its product organic solute transporter subunit alpha-like. The coding region runs from base 250 to 1311 and encodes 353 amino acids. The record is from RefSeq and is a predicted model, not a curated record. Gene Ontology annotation, biological process: transport. Gene Ontology annotation, molecular function: transporter activity. NCBI's taxonomy places the organism in Eukaryota, Metazoa, Mollusca, Gastropoda, Lepetellida, Haliotidae. The transcript has 9 exons.